This is a messenger RNA of Carcharodon carcharias (great white shark), 4478 nucleotides long. RefSeq lists its product as uncharacterized. The coding region runs from base 87 to 3005 and encodes 972 amino acids. The transcript has 11 exons. NCBI's taxonomy places the organism in Eukaryota, Metazoa, Chordata, Chondrichthyes, Lamniformes, Lamnidae. The record is from RefSeq and is a predicted model, not a curated record.
GAGCCGAGGCUGUUCCGGCUUCUUGCUGACAGCGAGAGAAACUCGGAGCCGACCGAGAGAGAGAGAGAGAGAGAAAGAGAGGGGCCAUGGGCUGGUCCGAGAACUCGUUGCCGUUCCUGGUACAGGUCGUGGUCGCGCUGGUGACUCUGGCACCGCUUUCAGAAAGCAAGUUGGAGUUGAGCGUCAGUCAAAGUCCUGUGGAAGUAAUUUAUAAUGAAAGUGGUAUUCUGCAAUGUGCAAUUGCUGAAUUCACUGGGUCUACAUUGAACUCAAAGAACUUGGGUGUUUUAUGGUCUUUCACUAGUGGCACUAAAAAAUCAAAGGCCUUUGUCUACACUUCUGGAGUAAUAAGUGAAGCAUGGAAAGAAGCUGAGCUUUUGGAAAGCUCCAUUCUAAACGGAAACAUGUCAUUGUUGCUAAAACAUGUCACGUUUAAACACACUGGACAGUAUCAAUGUGAAGUUUUCAUUCCACCAAAUGAUAAAGCCUCUAAGACAAUAAAGCUUGAGGUUUUAGCACGUCCCACAGUAACUGUGGUUUCAGAAAAAACUGUGGAAGUUGGCAAAGGUGGAGAAAUGGUCUUGGGUUGUCAGUUAAGUGGAUAUUAUCCUUGCGAGGGCAGUGCUGAGUGGUUUCAGUCAACCCCAUCACAAGCAGAAACAAAACUAUUAACUGACAUUUGCAUCACUCCGCCAGUGAAAAACCCUGAUGGAACAUGUAAUGUAACCACUGAAGUUAGAUUGGAACCUCGUAUAGAAGACAUUGGCAGCACUUUCAAAUGCUUUGUCUCACACAAGACGUUUACAGAGCCUUUCUUUGUUGAAGCUUUGGUGACUUUGAAAGAAGCAGAAAUUCGUCUGUCGACUAGAUCAGUAGUUGCGAGUGUGAUUGUGAGCAUCAUUUUUUCAGUUGCCGUAAUAGCACUAGGAAUUUUCCUCUUUAUGCGGUUCCAUUAUAAAGUUGCCCCAAAAGUGUCGCAAAUUCAAAGACCUGCCCAACUUAUACACCAAGAACUUGCAGAAUUUACAUGUCAAGUAUCUGGAUAUCGACCUAAUGUUAUUACUAUCAGUUGGUAUUUGAAGAGGUGUAAUGACACUGAAGAGAAGUUGAUUUCUGAAUGGCAAGAGGACUACCCAUUCCACUUAUCUUUCAUAAUGGGCAAGAAAAUAGAAAGGGCUGGAAAAAAGAAUGAAACUGACAUUGAAUGGAAAGUCAAGGCAGCCAGUAUCCAGAAAAAUUAUGAUGGAACAUUCAGCACUUCCAGCAUUCUUGAGGUUUAUCCUGACAUCAGUCUGGAUAAUGAAGCAGAAAUCAUCUGUAAAGUGAUCCAUCCAUCCAACAGUGAAGGCAUCUCUAGAAAGAUCUGUUUAAAAAUUGAUGGAAUUCCUCCUAAAUUGGCUGACAUAAUUAAACCCCCAGUUGUGCAUCAUAACAAUUCUGUGAUGCUGACUUGUCCAAUAAAUUUCUUCAAGCCGCGUCCUCUAAAGGUUACAUGGCAUAAAAUAAUAGCUGGAAAGAAAAGACCUUUGCUGAAGUACGCCAAUGAAGCUGAAAAUAAUUUAUAUCCAGGCAAAUAUUCCCAUUGUAUGAGUGAGUUUAGUUAUCCUGACUGUACUCACAGUGUCUGCAGUAUGCUGCUCUUUAAUGCAACAAUCCAAGAAGAUGAUAACAGUCAGUAUUUUUGUGAAGUUGGACACAUUGGUUUGAAAAAUCCAGCAGAGAAACAUGUUCAACUGAACGUAAAAGCUUAUCCUUCUGUUAAUGCCAUAUUCAGUGAACCAGUGAACCCUGUAAUUGGAAAAGAAUUGAUUCUGACCUGCAAAGUGCAUUCAUUUUAUCCUAAAAAUAUUACUGUUCAAUGGUUGAAAAAUGAAGACAUCAUUAUGGAUGCAGAGACACCUGAAAUAGUUCAAAAUUCCAAAAAUGAGUUAUAUGAACUUACCAGUUCAUGCACAAUUACUCCAAUGGUAUCAGAUCUACAGAGUAAAUAUAAAUGCCAGGUUCAACAUGAGAGUCUUAUGUAUCCAAGGUUUGCAGAAUAUAUUCCUGAAAAUUUAGUAUCUUUCCCUAAAGUAUCUGAAAUUACCUGCGAUCCUGCCACCCCUGAACUAGAGAAAGAAUUGACUUUAACCUGUAGAAUAAGUGACUUUUAUCCAGAGAAUAUUCAAAUUGAAUGGUUCAGAAAUGAUGUGAGAAUGAACAAUGAUGGAAAACAGGGAAGAAUUAUGGAAAGAUCAUUGUGUGAAAAUGGUCUGCACAGCAAAAUUGCUACAAUAACCUUGACUCCAAGUACUGAUGAUCAUCAAGCUGAGUAUAGAAUUGAAAUUUGUCAUUCAAAAUCUUCAACAAAACCUUUUAAGCAAUGUUACGAGCUACUUCUUAAAGGAUUACCCAAAUUUUCAGAGUUCAGAAUGGAGCCAGAGAACCCUUUGUAUGGCAAGAAUUUAUCUGUGUCGACUUCAGUGUGUGGAAUUUCUCAUAAAAAUAUUACAGUUGAAUGGUAUAAAGCAUCUGAGCACAUUAAACAUGGAAUCACAAAUUCAGAGCCCAUGCUUACCAAUGAAAACACUUACACGAUAAACAGUUGUCUGAAUUUUACAGUGACUGCAGAAGACUUUGAAAGAGAGUUACGCUUUCAGUACAAAGACAAUUCAAAAACUGAUAGACCUGUAUUCAAAAGACUUAUUCAACUGCCUCUCAAAGCUGUGCCUCCCAAAGUAUCAGAAAUCAAGUGUAGCCCUGCUCACCCCAAAAAGGGUGAAAAAGCAAUUCUUACUUGCAAUGUUGAGCAUUUUUGUCCAAUGGAUGUACAUGUUAUUUGGAGCAAGGGAUGGACAGAAUACAAGGAUAAACAAAGCGUCGAAACACCCAAAAUUGAUUGCAAAGGACUUUACUCAACAGUGACAAAUUUGCCUAUUGUCGCAAAUGAAGGCACAGCAGAGUACACUUGUGAAGUUUGGCACGCAAAAACCAAUGAUAUUAUAGAGAAGAUGUAUAUUCUGUGAGUUUAGAUUCUCUAUCCUACAUAAACAAGAGAAAGACACUGUAGUGAAAUGAACUGCUUGGAUUUGCAUUGAGGUGUGCAUAUUAAGAAUAUCCUCUUUUAUUAAAGUACCUUAGCACACCCAUGAAACCCAGUUCAACAGAGAUUCUGUAAAUGUCACAAUGCAAACUAUGGAAUUGAAUUUAACAAAGCUAAUAACUUGUGUCUCGCACCAGAAGAAACAUGACCGUAGAGGCUGCUGGACUUUGAGGGACUGUAAUCCCACACUAGAUGACUUAUUUCUAGUAACAUACUAACAACUUCAGGUCUCAGAAGAUCUUUGGUCUCUCUAAUCACCUAGUAUUGCUUUGGUGCAUUUAGUGCCUUCUGAAGUGGCCUGGCAAGCUGACCAAAAUAGGAAUUGAUGUUAAAUGUGGCCUCACUAGCAUAACCCACAACUUUUUAAGGAGGUGUGACUUGGUCGGUUAUUUCUUCUUAAGCAGAUAAACCCAGAAAUUUCCAUGAAUGUAUUUAAUCCUGGAACAUUUUUUGUUAUGGAAUUAAUGCUUGCAACUCGAGAACGCAAAUUGCUUCAGGACUGAGAAUGGUAAUGUUAAACAGCCGUUUCAGAAACCUCUGUUAUCCAGACUCUGAAAUGUUCAGCGCCUUUGUUUGCCUUACUUGCAUUCAAUAGUUCCGGCACCAAAUGCAACUUGCAUUCUUAAGUUGCCUACUUUUAUUGAGGGAAGGGUGUAUAGGCUGGGUCUCUUAUCUCCUGGAAAGAGAAGUCUGAGGGGUGACCCAAUAAAGGCAUUUAAAAUUGUGAAAGGUUUGGCCAUAGAGGGGCUGAGUUUUUGUUUGAUUGAGUUGUCAAGACUGGAAGCAGGCAAGGCAUGUGCCUGAGAGGCAUGCUGGCAUUUCCCAACUCCCAGCGAUUUUGGAAGAGGCGAUUACUCCUGCAUGUCGGCCCAACAUUGGUUGAUAAUGAGUUAGCCCUUUGAGGGUUUAAUUAAGAUCACUUUCCCCACCCCAUCGUGUCAAGAGGCCAUCUGUAACACCAUGGCAGCCUCCCAGCAGCAGGGUGGAUAGACAUCAGAGCUGGAGACUCCAGUCUGUUUGGAAGGCGCGCUCUGUAAAUCGACCACAUUAUAGAAUGUCACAACACAAAUGGGCCAUUCAGGCAGAUCAAGGUAUGUGAUAUAUGCCCUGAAUAAUGACUGUGAUGUGAGAUAGCCAAGUUGUUCUAUUCUGAUUUAUGGCCAAGAGGAUCUGAACUAAAUUAACCAUAAAACUGCUUUGAAAGUGCUCCUGAGCACUACUGAACUGUUGAAAACAUGCAGGCAUUUUUAAUCAACCUAGAUCCAUGAUUUUCCCUUCUUGACUAAGGUUUCCUAGAAUCGCCAUUAUUUUUUUAACGGCCAAAGAAUUUUAUUUUCUGAAAUGAAAGUAAUUCAUUUUUUAUCACGUUAACAAUAAAUAACAAUGUUUGAAUAGA